UUAUCCCUGCUUCCUGAUUAUUCUGCAUGUGGGAUUUAUCUGGUUGUGUCUGACUUUCUUUGCUUUUUACGGUUUCUAUUCCUAAGGGCUGUUUGCGAGCUUCUGUAGGCUAUGGCAGAGGCAAACAUUUCAUGGGCUCAGGAUCAGUUCAGCUGUCCGAUCUGCCUUGAUCUACUAAAGGAGCCAGUGGCCAUUCCCUGUGGACACAGUUACUGUAUGAGCUGUAUUACAGACUGCUGGGAUCAGGAUGAUCAGAAGAGAGUCUACAGCUGCCCUCAGUGCAGACAGACCUUCACUCCAAGACCUGUUUUAGGUAAAAACACCAUGCUGGCUGAAGUGGUUGAAAAACUCAAGAAAACAGAACUGCAAGCUGCUCGUUCUGCUUACUUCUACGCUGGACCUGGUGAUGUGGAGUGUGACGUCUGUACUGGGAGAAAAUAUCAAGCUGUCAAGUCCUGUCUGGUUUGUCUGAAUUCUUAUUGUCAAAAUCACCUUGAACAACAUGACAUUUUCUUCAAAAGUAAGAGACACAAUCUGAUGGAUGCAACUGGACGACUGCAGGAGAUGAUUUGCCCUCAACAUGAUAAACUGCUGGAAAUGUUCUGUCGUACUGAUCAGCAGUGUAUAUGCUAUCUGUGCAUGAUGGAUGAACAUAACAAUCAUGAGACUGUAUCAGCUGGCACUGAGAAACAGACCCGGUUGGAGGCGACACUUAAAACAAACCAGCAGAAAAUCCAGGAAAGACAGAAGGAGCUUCAGGAGCUGAGAGAGACUGUGGAGUCUCACAAGCGAUCUGCACAGUCAGCAGUGAAGGACAGUGAGAGGAUCUUUACUGAGAUGAUCCGCUCCAUUAAGAGAAGCCGCUCUGAGGUGACACAGCUGAUCAGAGAUCAGGAAAAGGCUGCAGUGAGUCGAGCUGAAGGACUCUUGAAGCGACUGGAGCAGGAGAUUGCUGAUCUGAGGAGGAGAGACUCUGAGCUGGAGUUGCUUUCACACACAGAUGAUCACAUCCUUUUCCUUCAGAGUUCCAAGUCUCUCUCUGACCCUCCUGGAUCUACAGACUUACCCAGAAUAGCUGUCAGUUCUCUCUUCUCUUUUGAUGGUGUUAAUAAAUCUGUUUCUAAACUGAAAGAGAACGUGGAGCAUUUCUGCAGAGUGGAGAUAGAAAAGAUAUCUGAAAGAGUGACAUAUAUAGAAAUCAUCCCCACCCCUGAAUACAUGACCAGGGAGGAGUUCCUACAAUAUUUCUGCAAGUUCACACUGGAUUCAAACACAAUUAAUGAAUGCCUGUGUCUAUCUGAGGGAAACACGGUGGUUAAUUUCACUGACACAGCCCAGCCGUAUCCUGAUCAUCCAGAUAGAUUUGAUUAUUAUGCUCAGGUGCUGUGUAGAGAGAGUGUGAGCGAACGCUGUUACUGGGAGGUUGAGUGGCGUGAGAGAGAUGGGAUUGAAAUUUCAGUGUCAUAUAAGAGCAUCAGCAGAAAAGGAGAUGAUGAUGAGUGUGUGUUUGGGUUCAAUGAUCAGUCCUGGAGUUUGUACUGCUCUGAUUCCAGUUUCUCAUUCUGGCACAAUCACAUAGAGACUGAAGUCCCUGUAGUCUCCAGCUCCUCUAGAAUCGGAGUGUAUGUGGAUCACAGUGCAGGAAUUCUGUCCUUCUACAGCGUCUCUGACACAAUGACCCUCAUCCACAGAGUCCACAACACAUUCACUCAGCCUCUCUAUCCUGGGUUUGGGGUUUAUGAUGGGUCAGCUGCUAAACUGUGUGAUGUAACAUAAUUCAUUGUACAGAAAUACAAAUAAUAAUAAUACCAUGUACUGUUACAUGUUUGUUAUACAGCUGAAAUAAUCUAAAUAACAAGUCAAUCAAUAGAAACUGUCAAAAAUCCUAAAAGUUCAAAUCUUAUCAGAUUAGUCUAUUAAUGGUUGUAGUGAGUGAGUGAAAAAUGAAUGUGAAUAUAUCAUUUAAACAAAGAAGACAAAUAAUGUUGUUUAUGUUGCAUUAAAUAA
Xyrauchen texanus (razorback sucker) is the source of this 2007-nucleotide messenger RNA. RefSeq names its product E3 ubiquitin/ISG15 ligase TRIM25-like. The transcript is spliced from 6 exons. Lineage: Eukaryota; Metazoa; Chordata; Actinopteri; Cypriniformes; Catostomidae. Bases 112 to 1776 code for a protein of 554 amino acids. Gene Ontology annotation, molecular function: zinc ion binding; protein binding. The record is from RefSeq and is a predicted model, not a curated record.